Bombus impatiens (common eastern bumble bee) is the source of this 1469-nucleotide messenger RNA. RefSeq names its product NEDD8-conjugating enzyme Ubc12 (gene UbcE2M). The transcript has 5 exons. Lineage: Eukaryota; Metazoa; Arthropoda; Insecta; Hymenoptera; Apidae. The coding region runs from base 157 to 702 and encodes 181 amino acids. The record is from RefSeq and is a predicted model, not a curated record.
GAAUCGAGUUCUGUUCCGUCCACGUGAAACCAGUCGUAAAUUUACAGUAGUUGUUUCCAUUGUCAAAAAGUUUUGUUGCGUGCAUCGUAGCUGCGCGCGUGGUCGAUCGAGGAAGAAGACUUUUGUGCCUUCCACGCCGGGCACCGCCACUCUAUCAUGAUCAAAUUAUUCUCGUUAAAACAGGCGAAAAAGGAUGGCGAGUCGCCGAAAGCUGGCACCCAAAAGAAGGCAUCUGCAGCACAACUGAGAAUCACAAAAGAUAUAAAUGAACUUAAUCUUCCAAAAACAUGUGGGACAGAGUUUCCUGAUCCAGAUGACCUUCUCAGCUUUAAGCUAAUUAUUUGUCCAGAUGAGGGAUUUUAUAGAGGUGGCCGAUUUGUCUUCAGCUUUAAAGUUGGACCAAAUUAUCCACAUGAGCCGCCUAAAGUAAAAUGUGAAACACAAGUUUAUCAUCCUAAUAUUGACUUGGAUGGCAAUGUGUGUCUAAAUAUUUUAAGAGAAGAUUGGAAACCAGUCCUUACAAUUAAUUCUAUUGUCUAUGGAUUACAAUAUCUUUUCUUGGAACCAAAUCCAGAAGAUCCAUUGAAUAAAGAUGCUGCGGAGGUCCUGCAAAAUAAUAGGAGAGCGUUUGAGCAGAAUGUAGCAAAAGCAAUGAGAGGUGGCUAUGUUGGCGCGUUUUAUUUCGAACGGUGUCUCAAGUGACAUUAACGUUUACUUUAUCCGAGGACACAUUGAGAAAAGAGAUCGAGAGUAGAACUCCUUCAUGCUCUAAACGUGUUCCUCUCAUCCAUCUCAUUCGUUUUAACGGGCCUCUUUGCGUCUUCAUGAGUGCUUCGUACCUUUGGUCAAUAAACCAUCGGUAAAAAAUACCACCGAUGUGCUGUUUUCUCGGAGUUGUGGGAUACUUUUUUUCCUUUCUGUACUUUUUUUUCUUUCAAAUGUAACAAAGAAUUGAAAUUGUAUUUACACUUGCAAGCUUUUUAUUCAACUGUUAAUUCGUUAGUAUAUAUAAUGAAAACAGAACAUAUUGCUAAUAACGAUUAUUAAAGUUGUUUUUGAAAGUACGUCCAUUAAUGAUUAGAAAUUACUGCUUUGCUAGAUACGCUUUUUGCAAGAUUAAACAUGAAAAUAAGCGUAUAAUUAUUUUGUAUUUAAAAAUUUAUUUUUAACUACAAUCUUCUAUACCCAAAUGAAAAUUUCGUAGUAUCUCUAAAACUGGAAUUGUUCUAAUCUUAUUUUUAAAAAUGUAUAUAUAUAUAUGCGUAUAGGCAACAGCAAAUGUAUCUACAAUUUCAAUCAUCGCAGCUCCUCUUAUAAAUGUAUCUCCGCCCUGAGGGUUACUUCGCAGGAUAUAAAUUAUUUUCCAUAAAUGGAUAUAUGUAUAUAUCCUGCUAAGUUCUUCAUUUAAAAUCACGUAACUUAACUUAUGUAUCGAUCGAAAGUGGAAUAUAAGGCUGUUAACGAAAAAA